Molecule: messenger RNA, 4666 nt
Organism: Prorocentrum cordatum
Lineage: Eukaryota; Dinophyceae; Prorocentrales; Prorocentraceae
Source: the annotation of a GenBank genome assembly
AGCCAUUUUGGCUCAAGCGCGCCCAGGGAGCCCGCCGCGCCCGGGGCGGGCGCCGCGCCGGGCGAAGCAGCCUCCGCCGCGCGCCGCCCGCCGCCAUGAGCUGUGGCCACAGCGCGCCCAGGGCGCCCGCCGAGCUUGGGGCGGGGCCCGCGCCCGGCAGGGCAUCCUCCGCCGUCAGCGACUACUACUCUCUCGGCGCGCUGCUCGCCUCCGUGGACAGCGGGGCGGUCGCGCCGCUGCGCGGCCGGUGGCUCGUGGAGCUCCACAGGCGCGGCGGGCGCCUGGCGCGUCGUCAGGACCUGCCGCCCGAGGCCUUCUGGACGGCGGCCGAGCUGCGGCGCGUGGCCGAGCGGCUGGGCGAGGAGUUCGGGGUGGUCUUCGUGGCGCUCUCCUACAGGUGGCUGACGAGGGAGCACCCGGAUCCGGAGGCCUUCCACCUGGCACUCGUCGUCUGGGCGAUGGAGCUCUACCUCGGAGGCACGGGGGACGCGAGGUGGGAGAGGGGCUUGGACAGCAACUCGCCCCUCGCGAAGGCUUGGGCCGCUGCUGGACUGGAGGGGCGGCCAGACUGCGCCCUCUUCUGGGACUUUGCGAGCCUCUUCCAGGCGCCUCGCUCGGCCGAGGAGGGCACGCUAUUCCGCGCGGGGCUCAAAGCUUCCAACAUUUGGUAUGGCCACUCGACCACCGUCUGCUGGAUGCAAAGCGCGCUGCCUGGGAGCUUUGAGGGCGCCGCCUACGAGGACUCGGGCUGGUGCUUCGUCGAGGCGGCGAUCAGUGCGGCGGUCAAGGCGGGUUCGAAUCGGCUGAAUCUGGGCAAGAUCCCCGAGCUGGCCAAGUCCCGCGAUUGGCGUGAUCUGCGUCAAGAGGGAGUGCGCUCGUUGUCUGCGUGGGCAGACACACACCGUGAGUACGAGCCUUUUCUGCGGCGGGACUGCGCGUCCGCACGGAUGCCGCCGCUCUGCCCCGCCGAUGUGAAGCGGCUACUCGAGACCGAGAAGACAUUCACCAACAACUCUGACGUUGAGGUGGUGGCCGACCUGUAUCGUCGCUUCUUUGAAGCCGUCAGUGCCGGAGCAUCAGAGCUGAACUUCUCACAGCUGGCAUGGGACGACAAAGAGAUACAAAUGCUUGUGCUGGCGUUGCCACAUUUUGUUCGGCUGGAGUCGCUCAACCUCUCCAGGAAUUGCUCUGCCUGGGGCGGGGGGUUGCAUGUGGCAGGAGCGAAGGUCUUGGCCGAGUACUUGGCGGUCAGCGCGACGCUGACCUCUCUCGAUUUGAGCUCGGAUACCCUGCAGGUCGAUAUAAAGUGUAUCAUCUCGACAAUAUUCGACGCUCUCAGGUCCAACACCUCGGUGCUUAAAAAGCUCUUUCUUGACUUCAACAGCCUGGGCGACUCGGGCGCGAUCGCCAUCGGCGAGGGCCUUAAGGGUAACACGCAUCUCGAGGAGCUGGUCCUCCAGCGUUGCAAGAUUGGCCCGACAGGGGCCGUGGGGCUGGCCGAAGGACUGGUCAGCUCGGUGUUGACCACACUCAAUCUUGCCGACAACGUGAUCUCUGGCAUAGACUGGCGCAGUUUCCGGGGGACGACAACAGACGUCGGCUUGAAGGCGAUUGUCGUGGCCCUCAGGUCAGACACCUCUGUGCUGACACGCAUAGAUUUGCGAAACAAUGCUCUCAAAAGUUUCGAUGGCGCUGAGGAGCAACUGCGCUCUGCUGCGGGUACAAAGCCUUGGGCGGUUGAAGUGUUGUUCGGCGAAGGCAAUUUUUCUGGCUGCGAUUUCGAACCUCGCCGCGCAUACAAGGAUGCUGCGUAUUGAAGCUUGCUGAUGUGAUCUUAGGUUGUGCACGAUGUGUGUCGCGAGCCGGCACAUGUUUCCAAGCAGCCAAUUAGGGCUUCUCAAAUUAAUGUGAGGUUACUCUCACUGUGAAUACUGCACUGCGUGAGAUGCGUUUGAGGCCGUGCGCUACUCGCCCCAGGGGUCGUAUGCCGCCCUCCUAUACGCUGACCUGCUUGCGCCUCUGACGCCGACCUGUCUGCGCCUGGCCUCGAGCUGCAGACGCUGUGCGCCACCACCGGUUGCCCUCGGCGAAGUCUGAGAGGCGUGGACGCUUCCUGCUGUUCCUACUCGCAGGAGGGGAAAAACACAGACACAACUAGUCGUCGAUUCCCCAGAACAUAAUAUGGGAAGUGGGGGGGAGACAAAAAACCUGAAAAUAUGGAAGAAUCGUGGGCCGUGCCGCGCCCAGGGCGCCCGCCGAGCUUGGGGCGGGGCCCGCGCCCGGCAGGGCAUCCUCCGCCGUCAGCGACUACUACUCUCUCGGCGCGCUGCUCGCCUCCGUGGACAGCGGGGCGGUCGCGCCGCUGCGCGGCCGGUGGCUCGUGGAGCUCCACAGGCGCGGCGGGCGCCUGGCGCGUCGUCAGGACCUGCCGCCCGAGGCCUUCUGGACGGCGGCCGAGCUGCGGCGCGUGGCCGAGCGGCUGGGCGAGGAGUUCGGGGUGGUCUUCGUGGCGCUCUCCUACAGGUGGCUGACGAGGGAGCACCCGGAUCCGGAGGCCUUCCACCUGGCACUCGUCGUCUGGGCGAUGGAGCUCUACCUCGGAGGCACGGGGGACGCGAGGUGGGAGAGGGGCUUGGACAGCAACUCGCCCCUCGCGAAGGCUUGGGCCGCUGCUGGACUGGAGGGGCGGCCAGACUGCGCCCUCUUCUGGGACUUUGCGAGCCUCUUCCAGGCGCCUCGCUCGGCCGAGGAGGGCACGCUAUUCCGCGCGGGGCUCAAAGCUUCCAACAUUUGGUAUGGCCACUCGACCACCGUCUGCUGGAUGCAAAGCGCGCUGCCUGGGAGCUUUGAGGGCGCCGCCUACGAGGACUCGGGCUGGUGCUUCGUCGAGGCGGCGAUCAGUGCGGCGGUCAAGGCGGGUUCGAAUCGGCUGAAUCUGGGCAAGAUCCCCGAGCUGGCCAAGUCCCGCGAUUGGCGUGAUCUGCGUCAAGAGGGAGUGCGCUCGUUGUCUGCGUGGGCAGACACACACCGUGAGUACGAGCCUUUUCUGCGGCGGGACUGCGCGUCCGCACGGAUGCCGCCGCUCUGCCCCGCCGAUGUGAAGCGGCUACUCGAGACCGAGAAGACAUUCACCAACAACUCUGACGUUGAGGUGGUGGCCGACCUGUAUCGUCGCUUCUUUGAAGCCGUCAGUGCCGGAGCAUCAGAGCUGAACUUCUCACAGCUGGCAUGGGACGACAAAGAGAUACAAAUGCUUGUGCUGGCGUUGCCACAUUUUGUUCGGCUGGAGUCGCUCAACCUCUCCAGGAAUUGCUCUGCCUGGGGCGGGGGGUUGCAUGUGGCAGGAGCGAAGGUCUUGGCCGAGUACUUGGCGGUCAGCGCGACGCUGACCUCUCUCGAUUUGAGCUCGGAUACCCUGCAGGUCGAUAUAAAGUGUAUCAUCUCGACAAUAUUCGACGCUCUCAGGUCCAACACCUCGGUGCUUAAAAAGCUCUUUCUUGACUUCAACAGCCUGGGCGACUCGGGCGCGAUCGCCAUCGGCGAGGGCCUUAAGGGUAACACGCAUCUCGAGGAGCUGGUCCUCCAGCGUUGCAAGAUUGGCCCGACAGGGGCCGUGGGGCUGGCCGAAGGACUGGUCAGCUCGGUGUUGACCACACUCAAUCUUGCCGACAACGUGAUCUCUGGCAUAGACUGGCGCAGUUUCCGGGGGACGACAACAGACGUCGGCUUGAAGGCGAUUGUCGUGGCCCUCAGGUCAGACACCUCUGUGCUGACACGCAUAGAUUUGCGAAACAAUGCUCUCAAAAGUUUCGAUGGCGCUGAGGAGCAACUGCGCUCUGCUGCGGGUACAAAGCCUUGGGCGGUUGAAGUGUUGUUCGGCGAAGGCAAUUUUUCUGGCUGCGAUUUCGAACCUCGCCGCGCAUACAAGGAUGCUGCGUAUUGAAGCUUGCUGAUGUGAUCUUAGGUUGUGCACGAUGUGUGUCGCGAGCCGGCACAUGUUUCCAAGCAGCCAAUUAGGGCUUCUCAAAUUAAUGUGAGGUUACUCUCACUGUGAAUACUGCACUGCGUGAGAUGCGUUUGAGGCCGUGCGCUACUCGCCCCAGGGGUCGUAUGCCGCCCUCCUAUACGCUGACCUGCUUGCGCCUCUGACGCCGACCUGUCUGCGCCUGGCCUCGAGCUGCAGACGCUGUGCGCCACCACCGGUUGCCCUCGGCGAAGUCUGAGAGGCGUGGACGCUUCCUGCUGUUCCUACUCGCAGGAGGGGAAAAACACAGACACAACUAGUCGUCGAUUCCCCAGAACAUAAUAUGGGAAGUGGGGGGGAGACAAAAAACCUGAAAAUAUGGAAGAAUCGUGGGCCGUGCGCACGAUGUGUGUCGCGAGCCGGCACAUGUUUCCAAGCAGCCAAUUAGGGCUUCUCAAAUUAAUGUGAGGUUACUCUCACUGUGAAUACUGCACUGCGUGAGAUGCGUUUGAGGCCGUGCGCUACUCGCCCCAGGGGUCGUAUGCCGCCCUCCUAUACGCUGACCUGCUUGCGCCUCUGACGCCGACCUGUCUGCGCCUGGCCUCGAGCUGCAGACGCUGUGCGCCACCACCGGUUGCCCUCGGCGAAGUCUGAGAGGCGUGGACGCUUCCUGCUGUUCCUACUCGCAGGAGGGGACAAAAA